Messenger RNA from Vitrella brassicaformis, 1432 nucleotides. NCBI's taxonomy places the organism in Eukaryota, Vitrellaceae. The record is from the annotation of a GenBank genome assembly.
CGUUGAUCGCCUUAGCGCUAUCAAGAUGGCCUGGGGGGAGAGGGUGGCGUUUGCGAUGAUAUACAUCAAGGAGGCGCACGCGGCGGACGUCUGGCCCAUAGGCGAUCACCUGACCAUAGAGCGACCCAACGAACCCAAAAACAACGAGGACCGCAUCAAGAGUAAGCCGCGCCAUUAAUGCACUGCACUGCACUGCUGGCCCCCUGUCUGUCUGUGAGUGUGUGUACGUUUGGCUGGUCCCUGGCCUGUGUAUGUAGAUGCUCGCGAUUUCCUUGACGUGUUUGGCAACUUCACCUGGCCCGUGUACAUCGACACCGUAGCCAAUGAGUUCGAGAAGGAGUUUGCACCAUGGCCGUUCCGGUGAGGGAAUCAGUGGGUGUGGUGUGCGGUGGGAGGGAGGGAGUGCACCCAUCCAUCCAUCCAUCCGUCCAUCCAUCCACCAUGCCGUAUGUGUGUGAUUUGGUCAGCUUCUACAUCAUCGACAGCAGCAUGAAGGUCCUGUGGAAGGCCCAGCCCGUCGCAGGUACGGCCGUCAACAAACACAACACACACACACACACACACAAAGUAUUAGAGGACACCAUCUCCCUGCUUAAAUGACUCAGUCCUGUCCUGUGCGGUGUGUGUGAAUGUGUGUGUUGGUCUGUCAGAUGAGUGCACCUACGACACGACGGACAACCCCAACGGCGUCGAGGGCAAGAUCAAGGAGCUCCUCGCCGCACACACAGACACACAGCAGGGCCAGGCGACAUCAUAGCUAGCUGUACCUGCGCCAUCCAUCCAUGUGAGAGUGUCUGAGAGAGGCAGAGGGAGGGAGGGGUGUGUGUAUCUGGCGCGUCACGUCACGUGUGCCGUGUGUGCGUGAGGGCGUGGUGCGGUGUGGGUGUGUGCGGCGAGUGACGUGGCGGCGGUGAAAGCGCAUUUCUGCGCAGCUGCCCCACUGAAGUGCUGCUGACUGCCCAGCCUGCCUGCCUGCUGCUGCUGCACGGACACAUGUGAGUGGUGGCGUUGGACUCUCUUCUCUCUCCUCUGCCUGCAUGCCUGCCUGCAUGGCUGCGUGUGCGUGGCGUGGUGCUUUUUAGUUCCAGGUUGGUUCGUUUUUGCGUAUCCAUCUAUCUAUCUAUGUAUCGUGAGUGUGGGUGUGGUGGGUGUGCAUUUGUUAGUGAGUGGGAUGAGCGUGAGCGGACGGACAGCCAGAAGGUCUGUUUUUUCGCAGCAGAUGGAUGGCUGCAAGCUUACCGAUGGAUGCAUGGAUGUGUAAUGCAUGUCGAUACUUGCAGACAUAGAAAUAAACAGGUGGACGGCCUGCCUGUCUGUCUGUCUGUCUGACCGGUGUGUGUUGUGCUGCCAGCAAUGGGUGAAUGGAUGGACCUGAACGAACGAACGAAUCAAAGAACGAACGAACGAAUGGAUGGAUGAAUGUGGAGAAGAC